AUGAAGUUCACGACUGCUUUCUGUGCCAUUGUCCUUGGCGCCAGCACCGCCUCGGCUCUCCCGGCGCCGGUCGACUUGGGCGAUGGAGUCACCCUGGUCGCUCGCGAGCCCAGCAUGCAAGCCCGCCGCGCGACACGGAAGUCCAACCCCAGGAUUGCCGCCGAAGCCUCGAUCGACGGCAUCACCAACAACUCCAACGUCGAGUACAGCUCCAACUGGGCCGGCGCCGUGCUCAUCGGAUCCGGCUACAAGUCGGUCACUGCGACCAUCAUUGUGCCCACCCCGCAGAAGCCAUCGGGCGGAAGCUCCACCACCCAGUACGCCGCAUCGGCGUGGGUGGGCAUUGACGGAGACACGUGCCAGACGGCCAUCUUGCAGACGGGCGUCGACUUUUACGUGCGCGGCACCACGGUCAGCUUCGACGCCUGGUACGAGUGGUAUCCCGACUAUGCCUACACCUUCUCGGGCUUCGCCGUCAGCGCCGGCGACAGCAUCACCAUGACGGCCACGGCGUCGUCAACCAGUGCCGGCUCUGUGACCCUCACGAACAACACCAAGCACAAGACGGUCACGCACUCGUUCAGCGGCGAGACCGACCAGCUCUGCGAGACCAAUGCCGAGUGGAUCGUGGAAGAUUUCUCCAGCGGCAGCUCUCUGGUGCCUUUUGCCAACUUUGGCACCGUCACCUUCACGGGCUCGUCAGUCACCACCACGUCGGGCAGCACCAUCGGCGUCACGGGCUCCACCAUUUUCGACAUCAAGCAGAACAACGUAGUCCUGACCAACUGCUCCACGUCGGGCUCGUCGACGGUCACGUGCACCUAUGUCUAA
Molecule: messenger RNA, 831 nt
Organism: Lasiosphaeria miniovina
Lineage: Eukaryota; Fungi; Ascomycota; Sordariomycetes; Sordariales; Lasiosphaeriaceae
Product: acid proteinase
Exons: 2
Coding region: 1-831 (276 amino acids)
Biological process (GO): proteolysis
Molecular function (GO): glutamic-type endopeptidase activity
Source: RefSeq, a predicted model, not a curated record